Molecule: messenger RNA, 2260 nt
Organism: Sorghum bicolor (sorghum)
Lineage: Eukaryota; Viridiplantae; Streptophyta; Magnoliopsida; Poales; Poaceae
Product: protein trichome birefringence-like 12
Exons: 4
Coding region: 773-2008 (411 amino acids)
Cellular component (GO): Golgi apparatus
Molecular function (GO): O-acetyltransferase activity
Source: RefSeq, a predicted model, not a curated record
AGACACCAGUGUUCACUGUGACUAUGAUCACAGCAUCAGUGCAUCGAACCGUAGAAAAGAUUUGUAAUUAUACCUAGUGCUUUUAUUUGUGCUGUAACAUUUGUUACCCUCAUUGUUGAAGGAAGCACCAGAUUGCAGAAGCAGGUUUUCUUGUCGUUGCUGCCGAGUUCCGCCUGUACUUCUCAAGCAAGCGAUGAUUUCGUGACAAGGAUGAAUUUGGUUGCUGCCAUGAGCUUAAGCUGAAAUCCUGAAACUGCUAAUAUGCCUGCCUGCAAGUUAAACCUUUUGCUGCAUUCUUCCUUCUAACCUUACAAAGUUACAGCGAACAAGUAUUUGUCUCUUGUAAGCUUUUUUAUCACUCGCAGCAAGUAAUGAACAUCUGAAGCUGCACCUUCAAGAUUGAUCACUGCUGAAUUCGUCUACUUUUAUUUAUGCCAGUGGACUGAUCAAUGCUGGAUUGGUGUUCAUCCAUGGAUCCGGAGAGGUCUGAUAAUGUUGGCAUACUUUGGUUUGGUGACCUAUUACCAUAACUCUAUGAGCACGGCAUCACUGCAUCGAUCGUAUCUGGGAAAUAGUCUUGACACAAGAAAUUUGCUUUACGCCACUUGCAAAUUGCAAAAGCUGCAGAAAGCCAAACCAGCAAGGGUACCCAAACGGCAAGAACAUAGAAAACGUUUAGAUCGAGAGACCAGAGGGAGGGGAAGGGGAGGGAAAAGGAAAACUGAGCAGGAGGCCGGUGUCUGGGUGCCCGCCGUCGCCAGAGGCGGGCACAAUGCCGCGUCUCCGCCUCCCUCUGGUCCUCCUCCUCCCCAUAGCCCUCACCCUCCUGCUCUUCCUCCUCUUCCCAUCUUCCCCACGCCCGCGCUCGCCCCCGCCGCAGCCGCUCCCCUGCGGCGCCGCGCUCUCCGAUGCGGCCGACGGCCGGUGGGUGCCGACCCCGUCGCCCGCGCCGCCGCCACUCUAUUCUCCGUCCUGCCCCUUCCACCGCAAUGCCUGGAACUGCCUCCGCAACGGCAGGCCCCAGCUCCCGGCGCUCUCCUGGGCGCCCACCCGCUGCGGUGGCGCCGUCGUACCGAGGAUCGACGCCGCGGGGUUCCUGGCCGCGGCCAGGGGGCGACGGAUUGGGCUCGUGGGUGACUCACUGUCUGAGAACCUCGUUGUCGCGCUCCUCUGCGCGCUCCGCUCGGCGGACGACGGCGCCCGCAAGUGGAAGCGGCGUGGCGCGUGGCGCGGAGGGUACUUCCCGAAGGAGGACGUCGUCGUUGCUUACCACCGCGCCGUCCUGCUCGCCAAGUACACGUCACUUACUUGGUGGUUAAUGAUGCAAAGGUGGCAUCCUGUGGAGAAUUCAGAAGAAGAUAGGAAGGAUGGAAUAAAAGGAACAUACAGAGUGGAUGUUGACAUUCCUGCUAAUGAUUGGAUAAAUGUCACCAAGUUCUAUGAUGUGCUAAUUUUCAACACCGGACACUGGUGGGAUAGAUAUAAAUUCCCAAAAGAUACUCCCCUUGUUUUCUACAAAGGAGGAAAGCCAAUUGAACCUCCACUUGACAUACACAGCGGACUGAAAGUAGUCCUCAAAAGUAUUGCUUCUUACAUCGAAAGGGAGGUUCCUAGGAAAACACUGAAGCUGUGGCGGACGCAGUCACCUAGGCACUUCUAUGGAGGUGAGUGGGAUCACAAUGGCAGCUGUGUAUCUGAUAGACUUCUUGAAGAGCAUGAGCUCAAUUCUUGGUUUGAUCCCCGGUUUGGGGGAGUGAAUAAAGAAGCGAGAAUGGUGAAUUUAGCAAUUCAGGAAGCCCUAGCUGGCUCAGAAAUCCCGUUCCUCAACCUCACUUACAUGAGCGAGUUCCGUGCUGACGCCCAUCCAGCUAUCUGGCUCGGCAAGAAGGACGCGGUGGCUGUCUAUGGACAGGACUGCAUGCAUUGGUGCCUGCCUGGCGUGCCGGACACAUGGGUCGACAUCUUGGCUGCACAGAUCUUGCAUCACUUCAAGCAAGGGAAAGGCUAAUCACUUUUGUUUUCUUAAUCUGUAGUUAUGUGAUAACUACAGCACAUAUUAUAGAUAUAUGUAGUUUUGUGAUACAACUCUUUAGAUUUGUAAUUUUAGUUCCAAACUACAAGUUAAUUUAGUUUUGUAGUCAAACUGAUAGCCUUUUGAAACAAAGUAAUUUCAUUAGGUCUUGCAUAAUGUGAUAGUGAUGCCACAAAAUAAAUGGACCCUACAUUGGGUAAUGCGCAGCCAAACCUCAGCGCUAUUCUA